UCUGAGAGAGAAAAAAGAAAGCCAGAGAGAAAAGAGCGUGUUUGUUAUCAUUUCAAUGGAGUAUUAUUUGGAAUUGCUGAGUUUUCUUAUUCCUGAAGGCUUAACCAUGUAUACUGUUCUACCGAAAGGGCGUUGCCUCUUCGCCUCCAGAGAUUUCAUUCCAGGAGAAGUGAUUAUGAAGGAGGAGCCUUAUGUGUGUGUACCAACAAGCUCUGAUCCCCUAUGUCAGCGAUGCUUUAAAUCCGGCGAUGCCCUUCUGAAGUGUGCAUCCUGUAACAUCGCUUGGUACUGUGGCGCAGAAUGCCAGAGGCUUGAUUGGAAGUUGCAUAAGCUUGAAUGUCGUGCCAUCUCAAGGCUUGAAAAGAAGUGGCAAGAGCUUGUUACACGUACACCUGAGAUACGCCUGAUGGUAAAACUCUUCAUUCGGAGACAGUUACAGCGUGAUAACGUCAUCCCUACUACUCCUAUAGACAACUUCAACUUGGUGGAGGCAAUGAUAGAUCACCAAUCUAAUAUGGAGUCGGAGAAAUUGGACGAAUAUCAGAUUAUGGCUCAAAUCGUCAACCAUAUGCUUCAGCAGCCUGAGCUUGAUCUAGACGAGGCAAUAAACAACUUUUGCAAGCUUUCAUGCAAUGCACAUACCAUUGUUGACAUUGCAAUGGGGCCACUGGGAAUUGGACUGUAUCCUGUUAUGUCUCUUAUUAACCACAGCUGCUUGCCCAAUGCUAUUUUGGUUUUUGAGGGAAAACUUGCUGUACUUCGUGCUCUGGCGCCUGUGGACAAAGGUGAUGAGGUAUUGAUCAGUUACAUAGACCUUGGUCGAACCACCAGGCAUCGACAGGACGAUCUUAAUGCAAAAUACCAUUUUACUUGCACAUGUCCCCGCUGCAGUAAGUUUGCAGAAAUCGAUGAUCAAAUUUUGGAUGCUCUGCGAUGCAAGGAGGGCGAAUGUGAUGGUUUCUUCGUUAAUAAAGACAGAUCUUACAGUCGUGACCAGAACCUUGAAUGCAACAAAUGUGGACUCGUCAAGACUUCGGAAGCGGAAAGAAGUGCAAAGGGGGUAAUAGAUCCACUGUGUGACAAGGGGAAAUCGGAGUUUUUUUCUGGCAAUUUUCAGGAAGCUGUAUCUACUUUUAAGACGGCAGAGGAAGCAGCCCUGGAUCUUUUCCAUCCUUCUUCAUUCAGCGUGAUGCUUGUCAGAAAUUUACUUACAAAGCUCUAUACGCAGAUAGGAGAUACACGAGCAGCGCUGGAAUGUUGUAGAUUGAUGACACCAGUACAUGAAAGACUAUUACAAACGCUUAACCCUGUUCGUGGAAUGCACUACUUGACACGAGGGAUGCUUGAAUGGGUUGAAGGGAACAAAGGGGAUGGUCGCAAUUAUAUGGCCAGGGCAGGAGAUAUACUGCUAAUUACUCAUGGGACAAAUUUCCCUUUGGUGAAAGAACUCUUGAUCAACUUGGCCAAGGACCAAGCGGGGUUGGCCAAGAAACAAGAGGGAGGUCCUAGUGGUUCUUGA
Messenger RNA from Theobroma umbraticum, 1519 nucleotides. The record is from RefSeq and is a predicted model, not a curated record. Lineage: Eukaryota; Viridiplantae; Streptophyta; Magnoliopsida; Malvales; Malvaceae.